This is a messenger RNA of Abrus precatorius (Indian licorice), 1522 nucleotides long. Its product is annotated as F-box/kelch-repeat protein SKIP30-like. Gene Ontology annotation, molecular function: protein binding. The transcript has 3 exons. The record is from RefSeq and is a predicted model, not a curated record. NCBI's taxonomy places the organism in Eukaryota, Viridiplantae, Streptophyta, Magnoliopsida, Fabales, Fabaceae. Bases 285 to 1322 code for a protein of 345 amino acids.
CCUCUUCUUCUUCGUUUUCCUCUCUCUCUCUCUCUCUCUCGCUCUCUCUAAACUCAACACUCUCAAUCACACCCAUAUCCCUUCCUUAUUCGCUCUUGUCUUCUCUUUUCAGGUGAGUGAGGCUGCAAAACUUUGAACACUGGGCUGGUUGCCAUGAGUAAUUGUAAUUUUUGUGAAGGAACAAUCAAACUAUAGAUCAAUUGUGUUUUCUUAACUUAUCUGAGGUGCACUUUACAGUAGAGCAGUAGGUGGAGAAUUAUCAGACAGAUGAAAUAGCAAUUAUUAUGUCUGGACUGAUUGAAGGACUUCCUGAUGCUGUUGCAAUCAGGUGUCUUGCACGGGUUCCCUUCUACCUCCUUCCAAAGUUAGAGCUUGUCUCUCGUUCUUGGCAAGCAGUUGUUCGUGGCCCUGAACUAUUCAAAGCUCGACAGGAGGUUGGUUCAUCUGAGGACUUGUUGUGUGUCUGUUCUUUUGACCCAGAGAACUUAUGGCAGUUGUAUGACCCUCUGCGAGAUCUCUGGAUUAGUCUUCCUGUUCUACCAUCAAGAAUCAGACACCUUUCACAUUUUGGUGCUGUCUCCACUGCUGGAAAGUUGUUUGUGAUUGGUGGUGGAAGUGAUGCUGUGGAUCCUUUGACUGGUGAUCAAGAUGGGUGUUUUGCAACAGAUGAAGUAUGGUCAUAUGACCCUGUAGUACGACAGUGGUCCCCCCGUGCAGCAAUGCUUGUUCCUCGUUCUAUGUUUGCAUGCUGUGUUUCAAAUGGAAAAAUAAUUGUGGCUGGGGGCUUCACCAGCUGCAGAAAAUCAAUAUCUCAAGCAGAAAUGUAUGACCCUGAGAAGGAUGUUUGGAUUCCAAUGCCUGAUCUUCAUCGCACCCAUAAUUCAGCCUGUUCAGGAGUAGUGAUUGGAGGAAAGGUGCAUGUACUGCACAAGGAUAUGUCAACAGUUCAAGUUUUAGACAAUGCUGGAACUAUGUGGACGGUUGAAGAACGUGGGUGGCUCCAAGGUCCUAUGGCAGUUGCUGGGAAUGUACUUUAUGUGAUGAGACAUGGAUUCAUUAUCAAACAAGACAAAAAAAUGAGAAAGGUCGUUGGUUCAGCUUCUGAGUUUCGAAAGAGAAUUGGAUUUGCGAUGAUUGGUUUAGGUGAUGAUUUAUAUGUGAUUGGAGGUGUCAUUGGCCCUGACAGGUGGAAUUGGAACAUUCAGCCAUUGUCUGAUGUUGAUGUUCUCACACUUGGGAGUGAAAGACCAACUUGGCGCCAGGCAGCUCCAAUGACCCAGUGUGGUGGUACCAUUCUUGGUUGUACCCCACUGAGAAUUUAAACUUUCACUUUCCAGGCUUAUGUAAUUUGUGCUCCUAUUUGGGAAUCUGAAUUCCUUCAACUGGAGACAAAGAAAUAGCUGUUCAAUGUCUACCUUGAGUUAUAUGUAAGCCAUAACAUUUAUCCUUGUUUUUUUGUUGACUACAUAUGCGGCAAUAAGACGAGGUGAUGUUUGAAGCAAAACAAUAAAGGUCAAAUUUU